GAGGGCCGGCCGGGCAGGCGCACCGGUCAGGGCGCGAGGGCCGAUUUCCUCCCGGAAGGCCGCGGGCGCCCGGGGAGUUCAUGCCUCCUCGGGCGUCUCCUGAGUGGGCGCGGGCGCGGCGCCGGGGGCUCCUUCGGCCUUUCCGGAUGUGCCGGGUUGACGUCCAGUGCAGGGACGAGCCGUCUCGGUACCUCGGCGGGUGUGCCGCGGCCCUGGGCCGUCACGAGGCGGCCGGGUACCCGGGCCCCACUCCUGAACCGGGAAGGGGGAGACAGGCUUCGCGUGCUCAGUUAGGGGGACCGCUCUGCCUUUGGACAAUUUGCUAACCAGCUGGUCUCUGUGGAUGUUUUUUAAAUUAUUUUCUCUUUUACUUUCAGAGCCUUGUAUCAAAAUUUCCUUAUAACCAAAGAGCAAGGCCGCUGAUAGGGAAUUCCUUAUAUAGCAGAUUGCUAACUCCUGUAUUGUGUCCUGAGCUGGGGCGUGCUGUGGACCCCAUGAUCUUCACACUGAAGACGUGAAGAUCUGAAGUGCGUCAGAGUCCAGCCUACCUAAAGAAAAGUUCAAAAGGAUGGCCAUCAUCUUCUCCUUAGCUGCCAGAGGAGGCAGGCACUCCAAAAUCAGACUUGCAGAAGCCCAGGUUCAUAGGCUCGGGCUCUGGAAGAAAUAAUGCUCUCAGCAUGUCUGCACACUCCAUGCUCUGUGAACGAAUCGCCAUAGCCAAAGAACUGAUCAAGAGAGCAGAAUCACUUUCUAGAUCAAGGAAAGGUGGCAUAGAAGGGGGUGCAAAACUGUGUAGCAAACUGAAGGCAGAAUUAAAGUUCUUACAGAAAGUAGAAGCUGGGAAAGUAGCUAUUAAGGAAUCCCAUUUACAGAGCACUAAUCUAACACACCUAAGAGCCAUAGUGGAAUCCGCUGAAAACCUGGAAGAAGUUAUUAGUGUUCUUCAUGUCUUUGGUUACACAGAUACCUUGGGAGAAAAGCAGACCCUUGUGGUGGAUGUAGUUGCAAAUGGUGGUCAUACUUGGGUGAAAGCCAUUGGCCGAAAGGCUGAAGCUCUGCAUAACAUUUGGCUGGGCAGGGGCCAGUAUGGGGACAAAAGCAUCAUUGAGCAGGCUGAAGACUUCCUCCAGGCCAGUCGCCAGCAGCCAGUGCAGUAUAGCAAUCCGCACAUCAUCUUUGCAUUUUACAACAGUGUCUCCAGCCCCAUGGCAGAGAAGCUGAAGGAAAUGGGCAUAUCUGUGAGGGGAGACAUCGUGGCCGUUAACUCCCUGUUAGGUCACCCUGAAGAGGUGCAGCCCAGUGAGAGCGAAUCCGAUGACGAGGGCCCUGAACUUUGGCAGGUGACCAGGGUAGACCGAGAAAAUAUACUGGCAAGCGUUGCCUUUCCAACAGAGAUUAAGGUCGAUGUGUGCAAUAAAGUAAAUCUGGACAUUACUACUUUAAUCACAUAUGUGUCUGCCCUCAGCUAUGGAGGUUGCCACUUUAUCUUCAAAGAAAAAGUCCUCACAGAACAAGCAGAGCAGGAGAGGAAAGAGCAGGUUCUCCCACAGCUGGAGGCAUUCAUGAAGGACAAGGAGUUAUUUGCUUGUGAAUCUGCUGUCAAGGACUUUCAGUCUAUUCUAGAUACCUUAGGAGGACCUGGGGAGAGAGAGAGGGCCACUGUGCUAAUUAAGCGAAUUAAUGUGGUGCCAGACCAGCCUUCUGAACGUGCCUUGAGACUCGUGGCCAGUUCAAAAAUCAAUAGCCGUUCAUUAACGAUUUUUGGGACGGGAGACACCCUAAAAGCCAUCACGAUGACUGCCAAUAGUGGUUUUGUCAGAGCUGCAAACAACCAAGGUGUUAAAUUUAGUGUGUUUAUCCAUCAGCCCAGAGCACUCACUGAGAGCAAAGAGGCUCUAGCCACCCCCUUACCAAAAGGCUACACAAAUGACAAUGAACACUGAUGCUCUCCUUUAAAUACUGUAAUGGGAAUAAGUUAUUUAUACCAAAGGCUGGGUCUUUCCAUCUUAAUUGGAAGGAAAAAGAAGUUCUAUAGUAAAAAUAAUACUUAGAACUCUGAAACCAGUGGAGUUGAUUGGGUGUCUCAUCUGUAAAAUAUAUAAUCUCCUGAAGUGAAAAAAAAGCACCGGAGAUGACCUUGCUUACCAAACUGUAUGCAUUAUAGCAAUUAAGAGCGUAAAUGCCUCUAUAUAAGGCUGUAUCACAAUACUUUGAUUUGUUUGGUUCAGUAGGGCUGCAAUCCCCCUACUGAUAAUCGCAUUUUCUGGAAUAUGGCUACACUGCAUCUUGCAUUAAAUAUCUGGAGAAAACUGAAGCUUGUUUUUCGUUAUAUUGGUUUAUCGGUUGAUAGGAGUUGAAGCUGGAAGGUAAUAGUUUAUAAUUGAUUUUAGAUUCUAAAGUUAUGGCCAUUAUUAAUGAAAAGAAUCUUAUUGCUAUGUCAGGCACAAUCUGGUGGAUGUAUUCCCAAAGAGUCCAUUCAUAUAGAAGGAAAUAAAGUGAGUUCUGAUCA
Messenger RNA from Equus caballus (horse), 2509 nucleotides. NCBI's taxonomy places the organism in Eukaryota, Metazoa, Chordata, Mammalia, Perissodactyla, Equidae. The record is from RefSeq and is a predicted model, not a curated record.